Molecule: messenger RNA, 1055 nt
Organism: Zingiber officinale
Lineage: Eukaryota; Viridiplantae; Streptophyta; Magnoliopsida; Zingiberales; Zingiberaceae
Product: F-box/kelch-repeat protein At1g80440-like
Exons: 1
Coding region: 57-1055 (332 amino acids)
Biological process (GO): negative regulation of cytokinin-activated signaling pathway; regulation of phenylpropanoid metabolic process
Molecular function (GO): protein binding
Source: RefSeq, a predicted model, not a curated record
UAUAUAUAUAUACCCAUCAUAUAAAAAAAAUUAAAAAUCAAAAUUGUAUAUGAUCAAUGGAGGUUGAGGUAAUACCAGGGUUGCCUGACGCUGUUGCUCUUGAAUGUCUCAUCCGCCUCCCUUUCUCUUUUUUACGGAUUGCUCGACGUGUCUGCAAGCGAUGGAGGCAUGAAAUCUCUUCGUCAUCUUUUUACCGCCUCCGUAAAGCCGCCAACGUCGCUCGUCUUCUUGCUGCAUUCGUAGUAUCGAAUCCUAAGCAUCCCUUCGAAAAGUGGGUAGCCUUGUACGACGUGACCGAACAAGUCUGGACGAGGCUGCCGAUGAUCCGUGACUCGGCUGCCGAAUGUCAAGUGGUGGCCGUGGGGCACGAGCUGGUGGUGAUAGGACGGCGGCACAGCCCGACUAAUAUGGUCCACGUGCACAAUUUGUUGACCGGCGUUUGGCGGCUGGGGGCGCCCAUGCCGGGCCCGCGGAGGGCCUUCUUCGCGUGCGCCGCCUCAGCGGAGUCGCCGGUGGUGUUCGUGGCCGGCGGGCGAGACCAGCAAGGGCUGGCGCUGCGAUCGGCACUGGCCUACGACGUAGAGACGGACGCAUGGGCGCCUCUGCCGGACAUGGCGCGUCCCGUGCGCAAGUGCAGAGGAUUCUUCGCCCGUGGCUUAUUCCGCGUUUUCAGCCGUCAGCUAACGUUUGAGGCGUUCGACGCCACGGCUGGCGAAUGGAAAACGAGGCGUUUGGUGAGCCAUCGGCGGACGGAGGUGGCUGCCCCGGAGGAGGAGGUCCAGGAGGAGAGGGUGCCCACAGCUGCGGAGGAGGAGAGGGUGUCCAGUACGUGCUACUUGAGAGCAUUAGAGCACGCCCACGACCGGGUGCUGGUGCUGAUUAUAGCAAGGAGUCGGGGAGGGAUAAUUGACUACUUUUUGGGGAAGUUGAAGGAGAGGUUGCAGAGGGUGAAGUGGCCGACGCCGUACGGUUUCGAGGAGCAGAGGUUCGUGGCGUCGCUGAGGAAGAGCGACGGCUUUUGCAAUGUCGAGUCUCUAUGUUAUUUCUAUUUUUAA